AUGGUUAGCAAAGGUUGGUUUUUGUGCAUUGGACUUCCUAUGGUCCUCAUCAUUGAAGUCUCAUCUCAGGACUGUGACCAACUUUGCAGCUGGCUCCAACAAGCCAACCAGGCCAACGUGGAACUUCUGAAUAGCAAGAUGGGAUCCACGAUUCCACAACAAUGCAUUGAAGAUGUAUUCAGCUUCUCUCCCAAAGAGGAUCUGAGAAACCUUGAUGUCUCUGAGGAGGAGAAUGCCAAGGUGGCCAUCCAAGAAGUCCUCCAGCAGACAGGUCACAUCUUCAGACAGAACCGUACUGAAAUGUUGUGGGAUGAGGAUUCCUUGAGAGCUUUCCAUGCUGGACUGGAUCAGCAAAGUGAGAACCUGAAGAGUUGCCUGAGUGCAUCUCCAAGGAGUCAGAGGAUCCAGCUCACCAGUCUGAGAGUGAAAAGAUACUUCCGAAGCCUGAAUGAUUUCCUGAAAGAGAAAGAGUACAGCCGGUGUGCCUGGGAAAUCGUCCAGAUCCAACUUAACCAACAAUCGCUGAUGCAAGAAGAGCUGAUCAGGUUGAAAAAUGCAGCAGUUUCUAAAACGUCUAAGAAAACUGUUCUUCUAGACACUGUGCUACAAUACAAGAAAGAAAGAAAAACCUACACUCUUUUCAUCCCAAAUAUGACCACAAAGACUUGGCUCCUUGACAUUUGCCUUAUGAUGUUUCUUGUCACUGAAAUGUUGUCCCAAAACUGUAGUCAUCUUCGUAAACAUCUUCUGGAUGACAACAAGGAGAACUUGGCAGUUUUGAAAAGUCAAUUGGGAUCGGUUUUUCCCCUACAAUGCCUGAAUGAUGUGAUCAGCUUUUCAUCCCAGCCUGAAGAAGAAAACAUCCAAAGUAUUUUUGAACUCCAGAAAGAGAAUGCCGCCGUAGCCCUCCAUGAAAUCCUCCAACAGAUUCUUUGCCUCUACAUCCAAAACCAUACCAAAUUGCCUUGGGAUGAGAAUUCCAUUGGCAUUUUAAAGGUUGGACUGAAGCAGGAAAUCGCAAAAUUGACACCGUGCUUGAGUGAAGACAAACAAGAGAUCAGGGAAGACGUGAAAAAAUAUUUUGAACGAAUCCAUACUUUCCUAAAAGACGGGGAGUAUAAUGAGUGUGCUUGGGAAGUCGCUCAAAUCGAAGUUAGUCGAUUUUUCAUGGUGAUGGAGCAGCUCAUCAGAACACUUCAUACCAAAGAAACUGUUUUGAUACCUGAAGUAAAAGAGGCUGAGGCUGAAGCUGAAGCUGAGGCCGAGACUGAAAAUGAGACUGAAAAGGAGGCAUCAGAAACAUGUCUGCUCCCAGGGAUAUUGGGAUUUGCUCAGGGCUGUAGCAGAGUUCGUGGAAAGCUGCAUGAAACCAACCAAGACAACUUGGAACUUCUGAGCACCAGAAUGGGAGCAAACAUUCCUCGAGAGUGCAUCAACGAUGUAAUCAGCUUCUCAUCCAGAUCAAGUGAAUACAAUCUUCCAAACAUUUAUGAAUACCAGCCAGGAAAUGCCACAGUAGCCGCAGAUGAAAUCCUCCAACAGAUUGUUUACACCUUGAGUCAAAACCAUGAGAAUUUGUCUUGGGAUGACAAAUCCAUAGCUGUUUUCAAACUAGGAUUGGGCCAGGAAAUUGUGACACUGGUAUCAUGUUUGCACGGAGGGAUGGAAAAUACUAGAAAUGCAGUGAGGAAAUACUUCAGACAGAUCAAUAAACUUCUGAAAGAUAAGGAUUACAGUGAGUGCGCCUGGAGGAUUGUCCAGAUGGAGAUUAGGCAGAGUUUAACGAUGGUUGAUGAACUCAUCGCAAUGUUUCCCAAACAAAGCUGUCGCCAGACCAAAGAGGGAUGAUGCUGAGACCUCAAGCCGAUGUACUCUUUCAGAAACAUCAGAUUUACUUGGAGUCAUUGACACAACGAUACAAGCAAAACAGCUGGAUGAAAUUGCAACAUGAAGAAAGCCACCAAAUCUUUCAUCUUUCAUUUGGGUUUUCCCUCUGACACAUGGCUAGAAAUCAAAACUGCUGCCUUCCGCUUCAUCUGUUGUGAAAUUGUUUCACUGAGUUUUAAAAUAGCAUAACGCAAUUUUGAACUGCAAAGGCCUACCUUGAAGAUUCACAUGGGAAAUAAAUGGGGAGGGGAGAUGAAAAUAGAAAUGUGCAGAAGGAAACCAGAAAAAGAUUCAAGGCAGAAGAUUCUGUUCAAGAUUUCGUCUCCCUUCUGUUAACCUGAUCAUAUUUAACUGGAGGAAUGUUGCUUGCCUUUGAGGACAGAACUAACUUUGUUAGCAAGUUCUGUCUGUAACCCUUUAAGCCUGGUAUGGAAAUAUUUGCAUUUUAGAAGCUCUAUCUGAUCAUAUUGCUGGUCAGCUCACAUGCAUGAAGUCAUGAAUUUAUUCUAUACAUAUUUAUUCUAUAUUUUCGUGGAAUACAAAGUAAUGUUUCUUUCUAUUAAAA
Anolis carolinensis (green anole) is the source of this 2452-nucleotide messenger RNA. RefSeq lists its product as uncharacterized. The record is from RefSeq and is a predicted model, not a curated record. Gene Ontology annotation, cellular component: extracellular region. NCBI's taxonomy places the organism in Eukaryota, Metazoa, Chordata, Lepidosauria, Squamata, Anolidae. Gene Ontology annotation, biological process: defense response. The coding region runs from base 1 to 1848 and encodes 615 amino acids. Gene Ontology annotation, molecular function: cytokine receptor binding. The transcript has 7 exons.